AUGGCGCGCUCAAGCUCACCCCAUCCCUCAAUUUCUCUUAUGGACAUCUUCAUCGGUUCUGGCCGCACGAUUCGUAGACCCACCGGACCCCCAGGAAUGCCCUUCUUGCAGAUCCACCCAACAAGAAAAACCGAGCUCGUUCAAGUGCGCCCAAGAAAAGGCAGCGGCGAUUCAAAGCCCGCCACCCCCGUCAAACCAUCCAGCAAGAGGGCAAUCGCCGGCUCUGACGCCAAGUCGAACAGCAAAAAGGAGGAAGCGCCAGCUGCCCCCAAGUCGAGCAGCAAGAAAGAAGAAUCACCUUCUGGCUCAAAACCAAACAGCAAAAAGGACGACAGCCCACCCGACAGCAAGCCAAGCAGCAGCAAGGAAGACAUUGCGCCUCACGACAGCAAGCCCAGCAGUUCAAAAAGCGACAGCAAAUCCAAUAGCAAAAAGGACGAUAGCAAGCCCAACUCAAAGCCAACCAGCGCCAAAGCACCUUCCGAAGAAAAGGCCGCAGACGACAAAGAGGCAAGCGCGAAGAAAUCGGACGGGAAGAAGCCAGAAGAGCCUGAAGCUAGUGGCAGCAAACCUCAAGCCAACGAUCAGCAAUCAUCAGACCUCAUCGUCUUCACUGCAGAAGAAGACGCAAAAAUCUUACAAAUGAAGACCGACGGCGUUGACGCAAAAGUCAUCGGAGCGGAAAUCGGUAAAGGCAAGAAACAGGUCAACAGGCGUUUCGACCAGAUCAAACCUAAAGACUGGAAGCCAGAGAAGGCACGCAGGGACGCCGCUGCCGCCGCCGAGAUGAAGAAGGACAAGCCCUCUGAGAAGCAGCUCUCCAAGGUUCCCAAGAAGGAUGACAAGGCUGUUGAAGUCAAGCCCAAGUCCAACGUUGUAGAGAAGACCAGAAAGCCAGAGGACGCCCCUACAGCAAUCCUGUUGGCCGGCAAGGUCCAACACCAACACGACGUCCGUCACAGACACGCUCAUCAGCACGACCAUCACAUCCACGUCCACGACACUCACGAAUCUCGUCCUCGUCGAGAACCCCACGACACCCAUGAAUCUCGUCCUCGCCGCGACAAGGACCGCACUCAUGAAUCUCGUCCUCGCCACCGCACCCAACCUGUCCUCGACCCUACAGACUCAGGCUACGGCUCCAACCACCGCUCUCGCCGUCCUCGUCCUCCCCCCUCCGUCGCCGCCUCUACCGCCUACACCAUAAAAACCAUGCCCUCCCUUACCGAAGACGACCUAUUCUCCUUUGGCGAACUGCAAGCGCUGUCUGAACUCAUCGGCAAGGAUAUGGAAGGUAUGUGGCAUAGAGUCAGUGCUGCAUUCUUCGGCAUGACUGGACGCAGGAUUCCGGCCGAGGAUAUCAAGGAGAAGUUUGAGGGGUUGGAGGUUGAGUGAUUGGGGAGAUGGGAAGAUGGAUUGGAGAUAGGGGUGGGUGGUGAGAUUGGGGAUGAAGAUAGGCUGGGAUUAUGAGGCUGGUGGUUCACAAUGACCAGGGCGGUCGUAAUGGAUGAUGGACGAGGAAGAUUCACAGAAAAGGAGCGCUCAAUGAUCAUCAACUAACGGCCGAGCUCAUUUCUCCGAAAACAGGGUUCCGUAGUCUCUAUGCAGGACCUCCUUCUUGAAC
Messenger RNA from Aureobasidium pullulans EXF-150, 1624 nucleotides. RefSeq lists its product as uncharacterized. The transcript has 2 exons. The coding region runs from base 1 to 1395 and encodes 464 amino acids. Lineage: Eukaryota; Fungi; Ascomycota; Dothideomycetes; Dothideales; Saccotheciaceae. The record is from RefSeq and is a predicted model, not a curated record.